AUGGCUUCACGAGCAAAGGGAAGGACGGUGAUGGAAGUUGGUUCCGAUGGCGUCGCCGUCAUAACACUCAUCAAUCCUCCCGUCAAUUCUCUAUCAUUCGACGUACUAGACAAUCUCAAAAGUAAUUACGAGGAGGCCUUGAGCAGGAAUGAUGUUAAAGCUAUUGUUAUUACGGGUGAAAAGGGCAAGUUCUCUGGUGGCUUUGAUAUAUCUGGUUUUGGGAAGGAGCCAAAGCCUGGAUACCUCUCAAUCGACCUCAUAUCUGGCUUGCUUGAAGCUGCAAAGAAACCGUCUGUAGCUGCCAUUGAUGGGCUUGCCUUGGGAGGAGGGUUAGAACUUGCUAUGGCUUGCCAUGCGAGGAUAUCGGCUCCUGCUGCACAGUUAGGUUUGCCCGAGCUGCAGCUUGGUGUUAUUCCCGGGUUUGGAGGAACGCAGCGUCUUCCACGUCUUGUUGGUCUCACAAAGGCCCUUGAAAUGAUUUUGACAUCAAAGCCGGUUAAAGCUGAGGAAGGUCAUUCAUUGGGUCUUAUUGAUGCUGUGGUGCCACCUGCCGAGUUACUAAACACUGCUCGUCGCUGGGCCCUUGACAUAGCCGAGAGGAAAAAACCAUGGGUUUCUAGUGUUUUAAAGACUGAUAAGUUACCUCCUCUUGGAGAGGCCAGGGAGAUAAUGAAGUUUGCCAGGGCACAGACACGCAAGCAAGCCCCCAAUUUGAAACACCCCUUAAUGUGCCUUGACGCUGUUGAAGUGGGUAUUGUCUCUGGUUCCAGGGCUGGUUUAGAAAAGGAGGCUGAAAUCGCUUCACAAGUGGUAAGCUUGGAUACCACGAAAAGCUUGAUCCAUGUCUUCUUUUCUCAGCGAGGAACUACUAAGGUUCCUGGAGUAACUGAUCGUGGGUUGGUGCCAAGGAAGAUUAAAAAGGUAGCAAUAAUUGGAGGCGGGUUGAUGGGAUCUGGAAUAGCCACUGCAUUGAUCCUCAGCAACUAUCCAGUAGUUCUCAAGGAGGUAAAUGACAAGUUCCUGGAGGCAGGAAUUGGCAGAGUCAAAGCUAAUCUUCAGAGUCGUGUAAGGAAAGGAAGCAUGUCUCAGGAAAAGUUUGAGAAAACCAUGUCUCUCCUUAAGGGUUCUCUUGACUACGAAAGCUUUAGGGAUGUGGACAUGGUCAUUGAGGCUGUUAUUGAGAAUAUAUCUUUGAAGCAACAAAUUUUUGCUGAUCUGGAGAAGUACUGUCCUCAGCAUUGUAUCCUUGCUAGCAACACAUCUACCAUUGAUCUGAACAAAAUUGGGGAGCGGACCAAGUCCCAGGAUCGGAUUGUUGGAGCACAUUUUUUCAGUCCAGCACAUGUCAUGCCACUACUUGAAAUAGUUCGGACCAAUCACACCUCUGCCCAAGUCAUUGUUGACCUCUUAGAUGUUGGAAAGAAGAUUAAGAAAACACCAGUCGUGGUGGGAAACUGCACAGGGUUUGCAGUGAAUAGGAUGUUCUUCCCAUACACACAGGCAGCUAUGUUCCUUGUUGAGCGUGGAACAGAUCCAUAUCUAAUCGAUAGGGCAAUCAGCAAGUUUGGAAUGCCAAUGGGUCCCUUCAGAUUGUGUGAUCUGGUUGGAUUUGGUGUGGCGAUUGCAACUGCAACGCAAUUCAUCGAGAAUUUUCCAGAGCGGACAAACAAAUCAAUGAUAAUCCCACUCAUGCAAGAGGACAAGAGAGCUGGUGAAGCCACUCGUAAAGGUUUCUAUUUGUAUGAUGAUAAGCGCAAGGCUAAACCUGAUCCUGAAUUAAAGAAAUAUAUUGAGAAGGCAAGGAGCAUAUCUGGAGUAAACGUUGACCCUAAGUUGUCGAAACUGUCGGAGAAAGAAAUUAUUGAAAUGACAUUUUUCCCAGUAGUGAACGAAGCGUGUAGAGUUUUUGCUGAAGGUAUUACUGUCAAAGCAGCAGACCUUGACAUUGCUGGCAUAAUGGGAAUGGGUUUUCCACCUUACAGAGGAGGAAUCAUGUUCUGGGCUGAUUCCAUGGGAUCGAAAUACAUUUACUCGAAGCUAGAUGAGUGGUCGAAGUCUUAUGGUGAUUUCUUCAAGCCUUGUGCCUUCUUAGCUGAAAGGGCAUCUAAAGGAGCUCCUCUGAGCUCUCCCGUGGAACAAGCUAGAUCGCGGUUGUAA
Arabis nemorensis is the source of this 2157-nucleotide messenger RNA. NCBI's taxonomy places the organism in Eukaryota, Viridiplantae, Streptophyta, Magnoliopsida, Brassicales, Brassicaceae. The record is from the annotation of a GenBank genome assembly.